AUGAAUGCAGCAUGUCUCCUAUUGGCUCAGAGCGACUCGGUGCGUCUGGUCUCGGGGCCCAGUCUGUGCUCAGGAUCAGUGCAGAUCUGGGACCAGUCCUGGACCUGGGUCUGUGAAGGGGCCUUGGACCAGCAGGGGGCAGAGGUGCUGUGCAGGGAGCUGGGCUGUGGGGCUCCUUCUCUCCUCCAGGGGGCGCUCUCUCCUCUGGAGCAGACGUUCCACUGUGAGGGCCAUGAGUCUGCUCUGAUGGACUGUCCCCGCUCCGGCUCAGAGACCUGCUCCUCUGGAGCCGCUGUCAACCUCACCUGCUCAGAGCCGCUCAGGCUGGUGGGAGGGGCCAGUCGCUGUGCUGGGACUGUGGAGGUGAGAUACAGAGGAGAGUGGAGACGGAUGAAGCUCGAUGGACCCUGGCUCCUGGAGCACACAGCUACUGUGUGCAGAGACCUGGACUACUCGGUGCGUCUGGUCUCGGGGCCCAGUCUGUGCUCAGGAUCAGUGCAGAUCUGGGACCAGUCCUGGACCUGGGUCUGUGAAGGGGCCUUGGACCAGCAGGGGGCAGAGGUGCUGUGCAGGGAGCUGGGCUGUGGGGCUCCUUCUCUCCUCCAGGGGGCGCUCUCUCCUCUGGAGCAGACGUUCCACUGUGAGGGCCAUGAGUCUGCUCUGAUGGACUGUCCCCGCUCCGGCUCAGAGACCUGCUCCUCUGGAGCCGCUGUCAACCUCACCUGCUCAGGUAAAGGGGCGGGGCCUCACUGCUCAGAGCCGCUCAGGCUGGUGGGAGGGGCCAGUCGCUGUGCUGGGACUGUGGAGGUGAGACUCAGAGGAGAGUGGAGACGGAUGGGGCUCGAUGGACCCUGGCUCCUGGAGCACACAGCUACUGUGUGCAGAGACCUGGACUGUGGCUCUGCUGUUUAUGGAGAAAAGAGAGGUGAUUUUCCACAGAGUCCAGUGUGGAGAGUCUCAUAUGACUGUGUGGAGAAGUCUGCAGGGAGACACUGUGUCUAUGAUUCUUCCUCCUUUCCCUCCUCUUCCUGGGGUCUGGAGGUGAAGUGUUCAGACUCGGUGCGUCUGGUCUCGGGGCCCAGUCUGUGCUCAGGAUCAGUGCAGAUCUGGGACCAGUCCUGGACCUGGGUCUGUGAAGGGGCCUUGGACCAGCAGGGGGCAGAGGUGCUGUGCAGGGAGCUGGGCUGUGGGGCUCCUUCUCUCCUCCAGGGGGCGCUCUCUCCUCUGGAGCAGACGUUCCACUGUGAGGGCCAUGAGUCUGCUCUGAUGGACUGUCCCCACUCCAGCUCAGAGACCUGCUCCUCUGGAGCCGCUGUCAACCUCACCUGCUCAGAGCCACUCAGGCUGGUGGGAGGGGCCAGUCGCUGUGCUGGGACUGUGGAGGUGAGACACAGAGGAGAGUGGAGACGGAUGGAGCCCGAUAGACCCUGGCUCCUGGAGGACACAGCUGCUGUGUGCAGAGACCUGGACUGUGGCUCUGCUGUUUAUGGAGAAGAGAGAGAGGAUUUUCCACAGAGUCCAGUGUGGAGAGUCUCACCUGACUGUGUGGAGAAGUCUGCAGUGAGACACUGUGUCUAUGGUUCUUCCUCCUCUUCCUCCUCUUCCUCGGGUCUGGAGGUGAAGUGUUCAGAUUUACUGAAUCGUCCGGUCAUCUCUCUGUCUGUGUCUGACGGGGUUUCCGAGGCCCUGCCGCAGGGGGUCCGGGUGCUGCUGGGGUCAAAGUUCAGGGUCAAAUGCUCUGUGGAGCCACAGUACCCAGGAGGCUCCUUCCAGCUCCUCUCUCCAACCGCGCCCCUCGGUCAGAACCACACCCUGCCCGCUGUCAAUCACUCCGCACACUUCCUGUUCUCUGACACUGGCCCCGCCCACAAAGGAAACUACACCUGUGUUUACCACCUGCAUGUGUUCAACCACAGCUUCUCCUCUCAGAGCCCCAGCCUCCAGCUCUCUCUGGGAGCUUCAGACUCAGCCCUGAUCAUCAGAGUCCUGCUCAUUCUACUGUUGAAGCUCCUCUACAUCCUUCCAAUGCUCUACUACUACUGCAAGGUCCGGGCCAGAGGGAGGCGCUAG
Periophthalmus magnuspinnatus is the source of this 2070-nucleotide messenger RNA. Its product is annotated as scavenger receptor cysteine-rich type 1 protein M130-like. The record is from RefSeq and is a predicted model, not a curated record. The transcript has 10 exons. Lineage: Eukaryota; Metazoa; Chordata; Actinopteri; Gobiiformes; Gobiidae. The coding region runs from base 1 to 2070 and encodes 689 amino acids. Gene Ontology annotation, cellular component: membrane.